Messenger RNA from Dujonia railenensis, 354 nucleotides. The record is from the annotation of a GenBank genome assembly. Lineage: Eukaryota; Fungi; Ascomycota; Pichiomycetes; Serinales; Debaryomycetaceae.
AUGCAGAAAUUAUUUGAUAAUGGAGAGGGAAAGGAAAUUAACCGAGUUUGGAACCAUUUAGCUGGAUCUUCUGAUUGGCUUGAAGAUUAUGGAGUACAUUUAAUGAUCAGAGGGUUGAUGUGUAGUUCAAUUAGCCAAAGAAAUGCUCCUAUUUUAUCAUUGACAUAUGCUCAAGUUUUUGAUUCAGAUUGGAAUGAAUUGAAAGAUACACAUUUGGUCACUUCGGAUGACUCAAAGCUGUUAGAAUCCGGAUCUCUAAAAUUUCCAUCAUUCGUAAAGGUUCCUUUAUAUCACGAUCUAAGUAGCCUAGUUGAAAGGUAUUACGGACCUGAAGAUCUAAGAAUCACUUUGUAA